AUUGUGGACAAGUUAUUUUGGGGUGACACCUACAGCUUCAAGGAUGCUAUUCUUCUGGGCGAGUACAAAAUAGACGACAGUCCUGUGGGGGCGGACAAGAAGCCUGAAAAAGGCGCACAAAGAGGGUGGAGCUACCCGUUCUUGAUGGUGAAGCAGGACAAGUCCAACGCUUUCUCGUUCUUUGCCAAAACCGGUGACCAGAGAGACAAGUGGAAGGAUUCUGUGGCCUUAGCUCUAGAUAACAGCAAUCCUGCGGCGGGCAGGAACUUCAUUAUGCACACAUUUGACAAGCCGAGGGAGUGUGAUGUCUGCGGCAAGCUACUCAGGGGUAUGUUCUACCAGGGCUAUUUAUGUGCAGAUUCUCAGAAAGCAGUGCAUAAAGAAUGUAUUGGGAAACCUUUUCAAACAAGUCCUCCAAGAAGACCCCCCAGAACAGACAAGCCACAGCAUGUUGUUACCAAAGCACGGGCUGAGAAAGGUUACCGUGGCAACCCGAGUCCACCGAGCCGCCUCAAGCCUCCUCUCUACUUCGCCAAGGAUGAUGUGCUGGAGGUGUUGGUGAAAACCGAUGAGAACUGGUGGAAGGGUCGGUUCAGAGGUGAAGAGGGACACUUCCCAGCAAGCUAUGUCACAGAAAGAAAAGGGAAUCUGCAGCGCAAGGACAGCUAUCUCCACACGGCUAACGGCGCGUUUGCCCCGCCGCAGUCUCCGGGGACUGGCCAGAUGGAGUCCUCGCUGGGUCACCGUGGUAGCUUAGCCAAUAUAGCCAACCUAAACGCAUUCCCGUGGUACUCUGGAGAGAUGGAGCGGGCCACAGCACAGAAGGUGCUGGACCCUUUGCCAGACGGCACGUUUCUCAUUCGAGUGACGAAGAACCCGACACGGCAAGGAGAACUGAGUCUUAGUAUUAAAUACGCCAAUGCUGUGAGACACAUUAAGGUGAACCGUGGGGAGGGUGGCUUUUAUCUGGCAGCUCACAGGUUCUUCACCACAGUGCAGGAGCUGGUUGACUUUUACCAGGCGAAUGAACUCGCUGACAGUUUCCCUGAGGUGUGCACAACGCUGAAGUAUCCCUACAAGAAAGUAGCGACCAACGCGCGUGUGCACUGCUUUGCUGUGGCCAUCUACGACUACGCAGCAACCUCCACCUCCCAGGUGACGCUCCAGGUGGGCGACAGGGUCAAGGUGCUGAGUAAAACGGGAGAGGACAAGGGCUGGUGGAAGGGAGAGAACCUGAGGACGAAUAGAAUUGGUUACUUUCCACUGGCCUAUGUGGAAGAGGAAGAUGAGCCGUGCUGAGCCCACGCUUGGAGCUGAUACUCUCGCAACUUUCCAAUCCACAACACAUCCGGGGG
Aplysia californica (California sea hare) is the source of this 1355-nucleotide messenger RNA. RefSeq names its product protein vav. Gene Ontology annotation, cellular component: cytoplasm. The record is from RefSeq and is a predicted model, not a curated record. Lineage: Eukaryota; Metazoa; Mollusca; Gastropoda; Aplysiida; Aplysiidae. Gene Ontology annotation, biological process: regulation of GTPase activity; cell migration. Gene Ontology annotation, molecular function: guanyl-nucleotide exchange factor activity; protein binding.